Aspergillus ruber CBS 135680 is the source of this 2007-nucleotide messenger RNA. RefSeq names its product Hsp70 family protein. Gene Ontology annotation, molecular function: misfolded protein binding; ATP hydrolysis activity; heat shock protein binding. The coding region runs from base 1 to 2007 and encodes 668 amino acids. Gene Ontology annotation, cellular component: cytoplasm; mitochondrion. The record is from RefSeq and is a predicted model, not a curated record. The transcript has 3 exons. Gene Ontology annotation, biological process: cellular response to unfolded protein; protein refolding. NCBI's taxonomy places the organism in Eukaryota, Fungi, Ascomycota, Eurotiomycetes, Eurotiales, Aspergillaceae.
AUGCUUUCUUCCCGCUUCUGCCGCGCGCUCCCCCGCGCUACCUCUUUCGCCCGUGCUCCCGCCUUCAGAGUCCCCGGUGCUGUGCCCCGGAGAUGGAACUCGACAGAAGGUGGCGAGGAGAAGGUUAAGGGCCAGGUCAUUGGUAUUGACCUUGGUACCACUAACUCGGCUGUUGCCGUGAUGGAGGGCAAGGCUCCCAAGAUCAUCGAGAACACUGAAGGUGCUAGAACAACACCAUCUGUUGUCGCUUUCGCUCAAGAUGGCGAGCGUCUGGUCGGUAUCGCUGCUAAGCGUCAGGCCGUUGUCAACCCCGAGAACACUCUUUUCGCCACUAAGCGUCUCAUCGGUCGCAAGUUCACCGACGGUGAGGUUCAGCGUGACCUGAAGGAGGUCCCUUACAAGAUUGUUCAGCACACCAACGGUGACGCCUGGGUUGAGGCUCGUGGCCAGAAGUACUCGCCCUCGCAGAUUGGUGGUUUCACUCUCCAGAAGAUGAAGGAGACUGCCGAGAACUACCUCAGCAAGCCUGUUAAGAACGCUGUCGUUACCGUUCCCGCCUACUUCAACGACUCUCAGCGUCAGGCCACCAAGGAUGCCGGUCAGAUUGCUGGUCUCAACGUCCUUCGUGUCGUAAACGAGCCUACUGCCGCUGCUCUUGCCUACGGUCUGGAGAAGGAGGCUGACCGUGUUGUCGCCGUCUACGAUCUUGGUGGUGGUACCUUCGAUAUCUCCGUUCUGGAGAUCCAGAAUGGCGUGUUCGAGGUCAAGUCCACCAACGGUGACACCCACCUUGGUGGUGAGGACUUUGAUAUCCACCUUGUUCGCAACAUUGUGCAGUCUUUCAAGAAGGACUCUGGCCUCGACCUCACCGGUGACCGCAUGGCUAUCCAGCGUAUCCGUGAGGCUGCUGAGAAGGCCAAGAUUGAGUUGUCCUCUUCUCUCCAGACUGAGAUCAACCUUCCUUUCAUCACUGCCGACGCCAGCGGUGCUAAGCACAUCAACCAGAAGAUGACCCGUAGCCAGCUUGAGGCUCUUGUUGAUCCUCUGAUCAGCCGCACCAUCGAACCCGUCCGCAAGGCCCUUAAGGACGCCAACCUCCAGUCCAGCGAGAUCCAGGACAUCAUCCUUGUUGGUGGUAUGACUCGUAUGCCCAAGGUUACUGAGUCUGUCAAGUCGAUGUUCGGCCGUGAGCCCGCUAAGUCGGUUAACCCUGAUGAGGCCGUCGCUAUUGGUGCUGCUGUCCAGGGUGCUGUCCUGUCUGGUGAGGUUACCGACAUUCUCUUGCUCGACGUCACCCCUCUGUCUCUCGGUAUCGAAACCCUCGGUGGUGUCUUCACCCGUCUGAUUAGCCGCAACACCACUAUCCCCACCAAGAAGUCUCAGACCUUCUCCACCGCCGCUGACUUCCAGACGGCUGUCGAGAUCAAGGUCUUCCAGGGUGAGCGUGAGCUUGUCAAGGACAACAAGUUGCUCGGUAACUUCCAGCUCGUCGGCAUUCCUCCUGCCCACCGUGGUGUUCCUCAGGUCGAGGUCACCUUCGACAUUGACGCCGACUCCAUUGUCCACGUCCACGCCAAAGACAAGUCCACCAACAAGGACCAGUCCAUCACCAUUGCCUCUGGCUCUGGUCUCUCUGAUGCUGAGAUCCAGUCGAUGGUUCAAGACGCUGAGAAGUAUGGUGCUGCGGACCAGGAGCGCAAGGCCGCCAUUGAGGCUGCCAACCGUGCUGACAGUGUCCUGAACGACACUGAGAAGGCUCUCAAGGAGUUCGAGGACCGCCUCGACAAGGCUGAGGCUGAGCAGAUCCGUGAGAAGAUUGGCAACCUUCGCGAGUUCGUCGCCAAGAACCAGUCCGGUGAGGGUACCGCCACCGCCGAGGAGCUCAAGCAGAAGACCGACGAGCUCCAGACCGCCAGCUUGACCCUCUUCGACAAGAUGCACAAGGCCCAGUCUGAGCAGCAGCAGCAGCAGCCGCCUCAGGGUGGUGAGGGUGAGAACAAGGCUUAA